GUUCUGAUUAUUAUUAUUCUGUGGUGUUCAUUUUUUUGUAGAAUGCCAUGCCGCUCCUGGAUUGGACAAACAAUGGGUGCAAUGAAGUCCCAUCGAUAGAUUAUGAUGCAGCGGACGUUUCUUUGAUCGAAAAAGGUGCUACAAUUUCACAACUUGUUCAUGGAUGUCGUUCUGGCCACUCUGGUCUGGUUAAUUUGGAAAAGGGAGGCCCUACGCUUAUCCAUCAUGCACCUUUGAACGCAAAUUUUCAAUUAUCUACAGCUAAACGCAACGAAACCACGCGUGAUUUUUUAGGGGAAGGCCGAUUAAAUUUGACUUUACGCAUUCCCAAAACGCGAAGAGAUGCCUCCACACAGACUUUUCCAUACCAAGAAAAUCCUUCUGAAAUUUCUUUUCUUCACACCGAUUAUGAUUGUCUUGAAGCGCAGAAAAAGGCCUUUGUGGCUCAGCUAUGUGAGCUCUACACGCUACUUCAUCUUGUGUUCGCGUAGACCGUGCCUAAUGUCUGUCUGUCGAUAGGUUCCAUUAUGCUUUAAUCAUCCACUUGUGAUGUAUAAUGCCCUCCCUCUUUUUUAUUAUUUCACACUAACUAGAGCUCUUGAUUAUGGAUACAAUAUAUACGUUUUUUUUCUUACUGCUAAAUAGAUCAACCCACUAAAUGAAGAUGGAGAAAGAGUAUACAGGGCCAACAGAGAAAAGAAAGCGAAGCUGAUGCAUCAUGGAAGAAAUGUACUUUAGGAACUGAUGGCUUCACCUCCGUCCUUUCGUUUAAUGGGUAUGAUGCAAUUUUUCAUUUUGCCUAUCGAUUU
Messenger RNA from Phytomonas sp. Hart1, 809 nucleotides. Lineage: Eukaryota; Euglenozoa; Kinetoplastea; Trypanosomatida; Trypanosomatidae. The record is from the annotation of a GenBank genome assembly.